UGCGCGCUCAAGUGGCUCCGAGGAGCGCUGGCGAGGCGGCAGCGGCCAUGGCGCUGGCAGGUCUUACCGCAGGCUUGCAGGUCCCGCGGGUCGACCCCAGCGCGGACUCGGACUCCGACACGGACUCGGAGGACCCGAGUCCCCGGCGCAGCGCGGGCGGUCUGCUCCGCUCGCAGGUCAUCCACAGCGGGCACUUCAUGGUGUCGUCGCCGCACAGCGACUCGCUGACCCGGCGGCGCGACCAAGAGGGGCCGGUUGGGCUUGCCGACUUCGGGCCGCGCAGCAUCGACCCCACCCUCACCCGCCUCUUCGAGUGCUUGAGUCUGGCCUACAGUGGCAAGCUGGUGUCUCCAAAGUGGAAGAACUUCAAAGGCCUCAAGUUGCUCUGCCGGGACAAGAUCCGCCUCAACAACGCCAUCUGGAGAGCCUGGUAUAUCCAGUAUGUGGAGCGGCGGAAGAGCCCCGUGUGUGGCUUCGUGACACCCCUGCAGGGGCCUGAGGCUGACGAGCACCGGAAACCCGAGGCUGUCGUCCUGGAGGGGAAUUACUGGAAGCGGCGCAUCGAGGUGGUGAUGCGCGAGUACCACAAGUGGCGCAUCUACUACAAGAAGCGGCUCCGAAAGUCCAGCAGAGAAGGGGAUCUCUUGGCCCCCAAGCAGGCGGAAGGCGGGUGGCCGCCGCCAGAGCGAUGGUGCGAGCAGCUCUUCUCCAGCGUGGUGCCCGUGCUGCUGGGGGGUGCGGAGGAGGAGCCUGGAGGGCGGCAGCUCCUGGACCUCGACGGCUUUCUGUCCGACAUCUCCGACACACUCUUCACCAUGACGCAGCCCAGUCCCUCGCCCCUGCAGCUGCCCCCCGAGGACGCCUACGUCGGCAAUGCCGACAUGAUCCAGCCAGACCUGACGCCUCUGCAGCCCAGCCUCGAUGACUUCAUGGAGAUCUCAGAUUUCUUCACCAACUACCGACCCCCACAGACGCCCACAUCUUCAAACUUCCCAGAGCCCCCCAGCUUCAGCCCUGUGGCUGACCCUCUCUUCAGCAGUGGGAUCCUUGGCUCGGAGCCACCCCCAGCUUCCUCCAGCAUGACCCACCUCUCAGGACACAAUCGCCUGCAGGCUCGCAACAGCUGCCCUGGCUCCUUGGACCCCAGUGCCUUCCUGAGCUCUGACUUCCUUCAUCCGGAAGACCCCAAGCCCAAGCUCCCACCCGCGCCUGCCCCUCCGCCUCUCCUCCAGUACCCUCCCCCUGCCAAAGUGCCAGGCCUGGAGCCCUGCACCCCUCCCCACUUCCCUCCCCUGGCUCCGCCCCCUGCCUUGCUGCAGGAGGAGCCCCUCUUCUCUGCCAGGUUUCCCUUCCCCGCAGUCCCUCCUGCCCCGGGAGUGUCCCCACUGCCCGCUCCCGCUGCCUUCCCACCCGCCGGGCAGCCUGCCCCAGGCCCUGCCCCCGCGGCCUUCCCCUUAGACCAUCUGCCCUCAGGGUACCCAGAGCCAGCCGUGGGCCCUCAGUUCGCAGUGCCUCAGGGUGUGAAACCCAGAGGCAAGACCCCCACCCCAUCCUCCACGGGACGGAAGGCCUGCUGCCCUGCCGUGGCCUCUGCCUCUGCCAGCCCCACGGCCACUGCCAGGGCCAACAACCCCUGCCUCACGCAGCUGCUCAGGAGAGCCAAGCCUGAGCAAGCCCUGGAGCCACCGCUCGCAGCCGGCGCCCUCCUCCGGACCCCAGGCUCCCCACAGGAGAUGGUCGCUGAGUUCCCCUGUGCCUUCUUCUCUCCAACCCCGGUCCCUACAUCGCCCCGGCCACCUCCAGGCCCAGCUACGUUGGCCCCUCCCAGGCCCCUGAUUGUCCCUAAAGCAGAGCGGCUCUCACCCCCAGCCCCCAGCGGCAGUGAACGGCGGAGGUCAGGGGAGCUCAACUCCAUACCAGCCCCGGGGGCGCUGAAUGUCCGCGCCUCUCCCCCUCAACCCAUCUUAGGCCGGGGCCGCCCAGACAAUAACAAGACCGAGAACCGCCGCAUCACGCACAUCUCUGCGGAGCAGAAGCGUCGCUUCAAUAUCAAGCUGGGGUUUGACACCCUGCAUGGGCUCGUGAGCACCCUGAGCGCCCAACCCAGCCUCAAGGUGAGCAAAGCCACCACGCUGCAGAAGACGGCCGAGUACAUCGCCAUGCUGCAGCAGGAGCGGGCGGCCAUGCAGGAGGAGGCCCAGCAGCUGCGGGACGAGAUCGAGGAGCUCAACGCUGCCAUCAACCUGUGCCAGCAGCAGCUGCCCGCCACGGGGGUGCCCAUCACGCACCAGCGCUUUGACCAGAUGCGAGACAUGUUUGAUGACUACGUCCGGACCCGCACGCUGCACAACUGGAAGUUCUGGGUAGCCCAGUUCAGUGUCCUCAUCCGGCCUCUGUUCGAGUCCUUCAAUGGGAUGGUGUCCACCUCAAGCUUGCACAGCCUCCGCCAGACGUCGCUGGCCUGGCUGGACCAGUACUGCUCCCUGCCUGCUCUCCGGCCAACUGUCCUGAACUCCCUCCGCCAGCUGAGUGCCUCAACCAGCAUUCUGACCGAUCCCAGCCGCGUGCCGGAGCAGGCCACACGGGCAGUCACGGAGGGUACCGUCAGCAGACCGUUAUAGUCCUGGCAGACCCUGCUGAGCUCCAGUGACAACUUUCUGGGCACUCCUCUCCUGCCCCAGGCCCUGACGGCCCUUCCCUGAGGGCUGAACAGGACCCAAGUCUCACACUUCCCAAAGAGUCCUGUCCCUGCUGUGCCACUGACCAACACCACCAGUUGACCCCAGGGCCUUCGCAACUGUGACACUGGGGACCUAAGCUGCCAGCUCAGGGAGGAGGAGGAGAGUCCUCUCCCUGUUACUCCUGCCUGCUCCCACAUGCUGAGCCUGAGAGCAGCAGGUGGCUUCCCUUGGGUGAGCCAGGAGAGACCAGGCUGGGUGGCCAAAGCAGGACAGGCAUCUUGUGUGAGUGUGGCUGUGUGCAUGUGGAUUUUGUAAAGAAUUCUUGAUCAAUAAAAGAAAAAACUGCCUGCCUGUGGGUUGGCGUGACUGUCAACAUGUGUCACUCUGGGACAGAGAGAGUGCUGGUGGUAAAAUGACCUUUGCUUUUACUCUGUUCUGGAAGCUUCUAGAAGGUUUUGGGUGGAGGUGAAACUUCCAUACAGGUUCCCCUGGAUGCUAAGUUGGGAACAGGAAGAGGCAGGGAGACCGGCUAGGAGGCUGCUACGCUCAUCUGUUGAAACAGUGACAGAUGUGCCUCCUGGAAAUCCUCCUCCGCGGCCAGCAGAAGGCUCCGCAAGGCUCGGCACCUUGGGAGCUGGAAGAGAGCAGAGUUCGGGCCAAGGAGUGGAAGUGACAGGGCCAUCAGGGGAACCAUCCAGAAGAUGAGUGCAGUGACUGCCUGCUGUGGGAGGGAACAAGCGGAGGGUGGAUGUCCACUAGCUUGGGGUCCUAGAAGGAGCAGCCUGGGGGGAAUCACAGUAGGAGGCUAAAGGCCCGGAUGCUUCAUCCUUCAACCUCAGGGCCUGCGGGGAACAGGCUGUGGCCGUGGCUCUGGGUAUUCUGUUCACGGCUGUAUCCCUCCUCCGUGCAGCUGGCAUCCAAGCUCGCCUGCUGGUAUCUUUUCACAUCUUCUCAGAACUUCUGGAGACAUUUUCAGAUAUAAAUAGCAGACAGAGCUUUCUGUGGGCUUUCAGUUUCCCUCAUUCAUUUGAAAAAGAACAAUAAACUGGGCAUGGUGGUCACACCUGUAAUCCC
Messenger RNA from Sciurus carolinensis (gray squirrel), 3755 nucleotides. It is a transcript of the gene Mlxipl, whose product is annotated as MLX interacting protein like. Gene Ontology annotation, biological process: regulation of transcription by RNA polymerase II. NCBI's taxonomy places the organism in Eukaryota, Metazoa, Chordata, Mammalia, Rodentia, Sciuridae. The transcript is spliced from 17 exons. Gene Ontology annotation, cellular component: nucleus. Gene Ontology annotation, molecular function: protein dimerization activity; RNA polymerase II cis-regulatory region sequence-specific DNA binding; DNA-binding transcription factor activity, RNA polymerase II-specific. The record is from RefSeq and is a predicted model, not a curated record. Bases 48 to 2621 code for a protein of 857 amino acids.